This is a messenger RNA of Drosophila kikkawai, 938 nucleotides long. Lineage: Eukaryota; Metazoa; Arthropoda; Insecta; Diptera; Drosophilidae. The record is from RefSeq and is a predicted model, not a curated record.
AGUGCAAUCAGCUGUUGACCAACGCGUUUUUCUGCUCGGCAAGGCGCACAAACGCAUCGUUCGACGCGGAUUUUAAGCGUUUUUUAAAUUUGUGUAAUAUAAUAAUACUAAUUAUGAGCGCGCUCAGUAGGCGGGAGGCGUGGAUGGCUGUGGCUCAGGAAUGCAAAAUACCAAUGGAAACGUGCCAAGCUCGAUGGAAGACCCUACGCGAUCGCUACGUCCGGGAAAUAAACAAAUCCAGUCCAAAGGGCUUUGCUUUGUUCGAGAAUCUUAACUUUCUCAGAGGACACAUCAAAUUAAAAAGACGGCGCCCCUCAAAUCCGUCGGAUCCGCCCUAUUUAACCUACUAUAUAGACGAAAUGACUCAGGAUGGAACGUCCAGCUCCAUGAUUAUGCAAUAUCCCUUGGAAGAGCAGCAGGAGCAGGGGUACGAACAGUUACAGCAACCGAUACAUGAACAGGAACGCGUACAUCAAGAGGAACAGCGACAGGUACAGGAACAGCAACAGGUACUCGAACAGGAGCAGCAACAGGUACACGAAGAAGAACAGGAACAGGAGUACCUUAGUGACAAUGCUGAGAGCUCCAGUGUGGAGUUUGUUCCGGAAGAUACGCCCAUUGCCAACGAACUUGCCAUUGACCCCCAAAAUCCUCCCCUGCCUGCCAACAACCCGCCACCAGCCAUGGAUGGCAUGACUGCUUUAUCAAAAUUAAUCAGUAUGCUUGAGGAAGCUCUGAAGGAGAAAUCAAAGCCAGUGGUACCCCAAGAUCCCUUCUACAAAUAUCUAGAAAGUAUUCUGAGUCGCGUGGAUGAAGGCACACGUGCCGAUAUACAACUCCGUCUGCUUAACUUUGUCCACGAAGAGAUCAAGAAGUCAGAGAUACCCUGCCAAUAUUUACAGUCAUUUAUAAUUGUAUCAUGACCAGUUGAAGUCGAA